AUGGCUGCAGCAAUUAAUGAAAAUACUGUCAAAAAUCGUCGACCUGAACUUUUAAAUAAAAUUGAUAUUGAAGUAAAUGUAAAUGAUGCUUUAUUACUUACAACAGAAGAUGGCCUAUUGACUGCUCUUGAGGACAGAACAUUACGUAUUUGGAUAAAAAGACAAACUGGUAAAUAUUGGCCAUCCGUUUGUUAUACUUUAGAAAGUGCACCAACAGCACUUUUUUAUCAUGAAACAUCUCAUCGUCUUUUUUGUGGUUGUGAUACAGGACUUCUUCAUGAGUUUCUUGUUUCAGAAGAUUUUAACAAAAUUACUCUUCAAUGUACUUAUUUAGGUCAUCAAAAUCGUAUACAUGCAUUAUAUUUUUCAUUACAUAAUGAAAUUUUAUUAAGUGUUUGUCGUGAUAAAAAGCUCAAUUGGUAUUCAACAAAAUCAUCAGAUGAAAAUCAUCAACAUCCACGUGGAAAUUAUACAUUAUCAUCAUGGGCUAUGUCACUUGCACUUGAUGAAUUAUCUCGACAAUGUUUUGUUGGUGAUUCAAAUGGAAAUAUACAUUUUCUUAGAAUAAAUACUGAUAAUAAAUUUCAAAUAAUAACAACAUUAUCUGGUCAUACAGGAAGUGUUCAAACGCUUUUCUGGGAAUCGGAAGUUGAAUGGUUAUUUUCGGGUAGUUUUGAUACAUCAAUUGUUGUUUGGGAUAUUGGAACACAUAAAGGUGUUGCUCUAGAAUUAAAUGGUCAUUAUGAUCGUCUUGUUGGAAUAUCAUAUGAUAAAUUACGUAAACUUUUAAUUACAUGUUCAGCUGAUGGUAAUAUUGGUGUAUGGCCAAUGAACGUUAAACGUAAUGAAACUCCAAAAUGGUUAGAAAGUGAUCAUUGCCAGAUAUGCCAAUUACCAUUUUUUUGGAAUAUACAGGCAAUGUGGAAACAAAAACAACUUGGAUUGAGACAACAUCAUUGUCGUAGAUGUGGUCGAGCUGUAUGUCAUGAAUGUUCACAAACACGUACAUCACUUCCAUUAAUAGGUUAUGAAACUACUCAACGUAUUUGUAAUGACUGUGGAAAAGCAUUAAAAAAUGAGGAAACGGUUCCACUUGCUUCUUUUUAUGAUAUACGUCAAGGAACAAUUAAAAUGGAUUAUAAUCAAACAAAAAAGAUUAUGAUGACUGUUGGAACUGACCGAACUGUUAGAAUUAUGGAACAAGAGAGUACUAACAGCAAAGUUUUAGUUAGUGCUCUAUAUGCUUUUAAAGCACAAAAUACAGAUGAAUUAUCAUUUUCUAAAAAUGACAUUAUUAUUUUAACACAAGCUCCAAUUGAAGGUGGUUGGUGGGAAGGUACAUUAAAGAAUAAAACUGGAUGGUUUCCAUCAAAUUAUGUUGAACAAUUUGUUAAGAAAACAGAUUCAACACCAUCAACUCACAGUACGAUUUCACAACAGUAUGCCGAAAUGCAUCAACAUCGAGAAACAAUCAUUGAAACAUUAUUUGAAAGUGAACAACAUUAUAUAUCCGAAUUGGAUGAUUUUAUUUCAAAAACACUUCAACCUUUAGCUCAUACUCUUUCAACAUCCAAUCAACCUUCUCUUCAUUUGGAUGCUCAUAUACUUGAUGAAUUAAUCAAAUUUCAUCGUCAUCUUUCUCAUAUGUUACGUGAUGCCACGAAAACUCAACAUUGUAUUGGUGGUCUAUUUCUACAUGUAGCUCCUACUUAUAAAUCUAUUUUUGAAGCUUAUUGUUAUCAACAUUCUAAAAUACUUUUUUUAAUUAAUCAUAAUAAAGAUCGAAUAUUGAAUGCUCUAUCAAAAAUUGAUCCAUCGAAUGAUAAUAAUAAUACUUAUAUACAAUUAAUUAAAAAUUUAUCAUUACCAAUCAAUCGUUUAGAUAAAUAUGUUAGUUCACUUAAAGAAUAUUUAUACAAUCUUGAAGAAUUUCAUAUCGAUCGUGGGAAUACACAACGAGCAACUGAAUAUUAUGCUGAAUUAACAACAUCCGGAGCUGGAUGGAGAAAACGUAAAGAAUGGGAACUUAAUAUUCUACAUAGCACUAUUCAUGGAUUGGAUUCUGAAUCAUUAAAAUCAUUAGGAGAUGCAUUAUGUCUAAGUGCUGUCAAUGUUCUAUUAGAAAAUAGUGUUACUCAAAUACUAUGUGAACGUAUAGCAAUUCUUUAUCCAUCAACUUUAGUUCUUCUUUCAACUUCAUCUAAUCAACAAGAAUAUUAUAUAGAAAAUCGCUUGCAAAUAAGUCAACUAACAAUUAGUAAAAUUACUGAUAUAAGCAAACGUGCUUUGAAAAUAAAUGUUCCAUCAAAUCCAUCAUUAAUUAUAUCAUUUCCAAGUAUUGUUGAAUAUCAUGAAUGGUGUGAAAAAUUUUGUUUAUUAUUAACAACAAAAUCUCAAUCUCAACAAUCGAUUUCAAAACCAGCAUUAUCAUUAAAUGGAACAAAAUCCAUGCCGACAAAUGUUGAAAAUCUUACUUUAAAACUUUCAAUUAAAAAUCCAACAUGGUCUAAAGGUUGUCUUCGUCCACAUUCACCAUUAAGAAUUCAUCCUUCAAUAACAACAUUAACAGCUAGAACUGCUUCACCAAUACAAUUAUCUAAUAUAAGUAUGAAUGAUACAUCAGUAAAUUCAAAUGAAAGUGUACCUAAUCGAACACUUAGACGAUUUAUGACAAUGAAAAAAUCAAAAGCAAAUGAAUUUCUUAAACGAGUUGAAACAAGUGAAGGUGAUGCACUUUUACUGUCGAUUAUUGAAGGUUAUUGUAUAACAACGACUAAUACUGGAACAGCUAUUACUAAUUUAAAUACUGUGAUAUCAAAGAAAAGAAAUUCAAUUCACGGAAUUAUUAAUCAUACAAAUAUUUCAAAUUCAUCUAUAAUAAACACGAAUAUUGAUCGUCAAACAAUGUACGAUAUGAUAAGUGAACUUCGUCUAGCAUAUAAAACACUUCAACAAGAAAUUGAAGAAGAAAAACGAGCACGUAAACAAUUAGAAAGUCAGAUACAAAGAUUAGUAGCUCUUACACCGGAAAAUAAUUUUAUAUAA
Molecule: messenger RNA, 3045 nt
Organism: Rotaria sp. Silwood1
Lineage: Eukaryota; Metazoa; Rotifera; Eurotatoria; Philodinida; Philodinidae
Source: the annotation of a GenBank genome assembly